Molecule: messenger RNA, 5694 nt
Organism: Closterium sp. Naga37s-1
Lineage: Eukaryota; Viridiplantae; Streptophyta; Zygnematophyceae; Desmidiales; Closteriaceae
Source: the annotation of a GenBank genome assembly
AUGAGGUCCCUGUGGUUGAGGUCCCUGCCCACCACGCAGAGAGAGAGGGCAGAGAGGUGGGGACGGGCGGAUAGGGGCGAUGGGUAUGGAGCCGAUGAGGUCCCAGUGGUUGAGGUCCCUGCGCUACUCCCUUCCACUGCAACCCCCCAUGCUCUCGUGCUCUCAUCUCAAGCUCAUCCACCCAUGCGCAUCUUCACUCCUGCUACUCCCUUCCACUGCAACCCCCCAUGCUCUCAUGCUCUCAUCUCAAGCUCAUCCACCCAUGCGCAUCUUGACUCCUGCUACUCCCUUCCACUGCAACCCCCCAUGCUCUCAUGCUCUCAUCUCAAGCUCAUCCACCCAUGCGCAUCUUCACUCCUGCUACUCCCUUCCACUGCAACCCCCCAUGCUCUCAUGCUCUCAUCUCAAGCUCAUCCACCCAUGCGCAUCUUCACUCCUGCUACUCCCUUCCACUGCAACCCCCCAUGCUCUCAUGCUCUCAUCUCAAGCUCAUCCACCCAUGCGCAUCUUCACUCCUGCUACUCCCUUCCACUGCAACCCCCCAUGCUCUCAUGCUCUCAUCUCAAGCUCAUCCACCCAUGCGCAUCUUCACUCCUGCUACUCCCUUCCACUGCAACCCCCCAUGCUCUCAUGCUCUCAUCUCAAGCUCAUCCACCCAUGCGCAUCUUCACUCCUGCUACUCCCUUCCACUGCAACCCCCCAUGCUCUCAUGCUCUCAUCUCAAGCUCAUCCACCCAUGCGCAUCUUGACUCCUGCUACUCCCUUCCACUGCAACCCCCCAUGCUCUCAUGCUCUCAUCUCAAGCUCAUCCACCCAUGCGCAUCUUCACUCCUGCUACUCCCUUCCACUGCAACCCCCCAUGCUCUCAUGCUCUCAUCUCAAGCUCAUCCACCCAUGCGCAUCUUCACUCCUGCUACUCCCUUCCACUGCAACCCCCCAUGCUCUCAUGCUCUCAUCUCAAGCUCAUCCACCCAUGCGCAUCUUGACUCCUGCUACUCCCUUCCACUGCAACCCCCCAUGCUCUCAUGCUCUCAUCUCAAGCUCAUCCACCCAUGCGCAUCUUCACUCCUGCUACUCCCUUCCACUGCAACCCCCCAUGCUCUCAUGCUCUCAUCUCAAGCUCAUCCACCCAUGCGCAUCUUGACUCCUGCUACUCCCUUCCACUGCAACCCCCCAUGCUCUCAUGCUCUCAUCUCAAGCUCAUCCACCCAUGCGCAUCUUCACUCCUGCUACUCCCUUCCACUGCAACCCCCCAUGCUCUCAUGCUCUCAUCUCAAGCUCAUCCACCCAUGCGCAUCUUCACUCCUGCUACUCCCUUCCACUGCAACCCCCCAUGCUCUCAUGCUCUCAUCUCAAGCUCAUCCACCCAUGCGCAUCUUGACUCCUGCUACUCCCUUCCACUGCAACCCCCCAUGCUCUCAUGCUCUCAUCUCAAGCUCAUCCACCCAUGCGCAUCUUCACUCCUGCUACUCCCUUCCACUGCAACCCCCCAUGCUCUCAUGCUCUCAUCUCAAGCUCAUCCACCCAUGUGCAUCUUCACUCCUGCUACUCCCUUCCACUGCAACCCCCCAUGCUCUCAUGCUCUCAUCUCAAGCUCAUCCACCCAUGCGCAUCUUCACUCCUGCUACUCCCUUCCACUGCAACCCCCCAUGCUCUCAUGCUCUCAUCUCAAGCUCAUCCACCCAUGCGCAUCUUCACUCCUGCUACUCCCUUCCACUGCAACCCCCCAUGCUCUCAUGCUCUCAUCUCAAGCUCAUCCACCCAUGCGCAUCUUCACUCCUGCUACUCCCUUCCACUGCAACCCCCCAUGCUCUCAUGCUCUCAUCUCAAGCUCAUCCACCCAUGCGCAUCUUCACUCCUGCUACUCCCUUCCACUGCAACCCCCCAUGCUCUCAUGCUCUCAUCUCAAGCUCAUCCACCCAUGCGCAUCUUCACUCCUGCUACUCCCUUCCACUGCAACCCCCCAUGCUCUCAUGCUCUCAUCUCAAGCUCAUCCACCCAUGCGCAUCUUCACUCCUGCUACUCCCUUCCACUGCAACCCCCCAUGCUCUCAUGCUCUCAUCUCAAGCUCAUCCACCCAUGCGCAUCUUCACUCCUGCUACUCCCUUCCACUGCAACCCCCCAUGCUCUCAUGCUCUCAUCUCAAGCUCAUCCACCCAUGCUCAUCUUGACUCCUGCUACUCCCUUCCACUGCAACCCCCCAUGCUCUCAUGCUCUCAUCUCAAGCUCAUCCACCCAUGCGCAUCUUCACUCCUGCUACUCCCUUCCACUGCAACCCCCCAUGCUCUCAUGCUCUCAUCUCAAGCUCAUCCACCCAUGCGCAUCUUCACUCCUGCUACUCCCUUCCACUGCAACCCCCCAUUCUCUCAUGCUCUCAUCUCAAGCUCAUCCACCCAUGCGCAUCUUCACUCCUGCUACUCCCUUCCACUGCAACCCCCCAUGCUCUCAUCUCAAGCUCAUCCACCCAUGCGCAUCUUCACUCCUGCUACUCCCUUCCACUGCAACCCCCCAUGCUCUCAUCUCAAGCUCAUCCACCCAUGCGCAUCUUCACUCCUGCUACUCCCUUCCACUGCAACCCCCCAUGCUCUCAUGCUCUCAUCUCAAGCUCAUCCACCCAUGCGCAUCUUCACUCCUGCUACUCCCUUCCACUGCAACCCCCCAUGCUCUCAUGCUCUCAUCUCAAGCUCAUCCACCCAUGCGCAUCUUCACUCCUGCUACUCCCUUCCACUGCAACCCCCCAUGCUCUCAUGCUCUCAUCUCAAGCUCAUCCACCCAUGCGCAUCUUCACUCCUGCUACUCCCUUCCACUGCAACCCCCCAUGCUCUCAUGCUCUCAUCUCAAGCUCAUCCACCCAUGCGCAUCUUCACUCCUGCUACUCCCUUCCACUGCAACCCCCCAUGCUCUCAUGCUCUCAUCUCAAGCUCAUCCACCCAUGCGCAUCUUCACUCCUGCUACUCCCUUCCACUGCAACCCCCCAUGCUCUCAUGCUCUCAUCUCAAGCUCAUCCACCCAUGCGCAUCUUCACUCCUGCUACUCCCUUCCACUGCAACCCCCCAUGCUCUCAUGCUCUCAUCUCAAGCUCAUCCACCCAUGCGCAUCUUCACUCCUGCUACUCCCUUCCACUGCAACCCCCCAUGCUCUCAUGCUCUCAUCUCAAGCUCAUCCACCCAUGCGCAUCUUCACUCCUGCUACUCCCUUCCACUGCAACCCCCCAUGCUCUCAUGCUCUCAUCUCAAGCUCAUCCACCCAUGCGCAUCUUCACUCCUGCUACUCCCUUCCACUGCAACCCCCCAUGCUCUCAUGCUCUCAUCUCAAGCUCAUCCACCCAUGCGCAUCUUCACUCCUGCUACUCCCUUCCACUGCAACCCCCCAUGCUCUCAUGCUCUCAUCUCAAGCUCAUCCACCCAUGCGCAUCUUCACUCCUGCUACUCCCUUCCACUGCAACCCCCCAUGCUCUCAUGCUCUCAUCUCAAGCUCAUCCACCCAUGCGCAUCUUCACUCCUGCUACUCCCUUCCACUGCAACCCCCCAUGCUCUCAUGCUCUCAUCUCAAGCUCAUCCACCCAUGCGCAUCUUGACUCCUGCUACUCCCUUCCACUGCAACCCCCCAUGCUCUCAUGCUCUCAUCUCAAGCUCAUCCACCCAUGCGCAUCUUCACUCCUGCUACUCCCUUCCACUGCAACCCCCCAUGCUCUCAUGCUCUCAUCUCAAGCUCAUCCACCCAUGCGCAUCUUCACUCCUGCUACUCCCUUCCACUGCAACCCCCCAUGCUCUCAUGCUCUCAUCUCAAGCUCAUCCACCCAUGCGCAUCUUGACUCCUGCUACUCCCUUCCACUGCAACCCCCCAUGCUCUCAUGCUCUCAUCUCAAGCUCAUCCACCCAUGCGCAUCUUCACUCCUGCUACUCCCUUCCACUGCAACCCCCCAUGCUCUCAUGCUCUCAUCUCAAGCUCAUCCACCCAUGUGCAUCUUCACUCCUGCUACUCCCUUCCACUGCAACCCCCCAUGCUCUCAUGCUCUCAUCUCAAGCUCAUCCACCCAUGCGCAUCUUCACUCCUGCUACUCCCUUCCACUGCAACCCCCCAUGCUCUCAUGCUCUCAUCUCAAGCUCAUCCACCCAUGCGCAUCUUGACUCCUGCUACUCCCUUCCACUGCAACCCCCCAUGCUCUCAUGCUCUCAUCUCAAGCUCAUCCACCCAUGCGCAUCUUCACUCCUGCUACUCCCUUCCACUGCAACCCCCCAUGCUCUCAUGCUCUCAUCUCAAGCUCAUCCACCCAUGCGCAUCUUCACUCCUGCUACUCCCUUCCACUGCAACCCCCCAUGCUCUCAUGCUCUCAUCUCAAGCUCAUCCACCCAUGCGCAUCUUCACUCCUGCUACUCCCUUCCACUGCAACCCCCCAUGCUCUCAUGCUCUCAUCUCAAGCUCAUCCACCCAUGCGCAUCUUCACUCCUGCUACUCCCUUCCACUGCAACCCCCCAUGCUCUCAUGCUCUCAUCUCAAGCUCAUCCACCCAUGCGCAUCUUCACUCCUGCUACUCCCUUCCACUGCAACCCCCCAUGCUCUCAUGCUCUCAUCUCAAGCUCAUCCACCCAUGCUCAUCUUGACUCCUGCUACUCCCUUCCACUGCAACCCCCCAUGCUCUCAUGCUCUCAUCUCAAGCUCAUCCACCCAUGCGCAUCUUCACUCCUGCUACUCCCUUCCACUGCAACCCCCCAUGCUCUCAUGCUCUCAUCUCAAGCUCAUCCACCCAUGCGCAUCUUCACUCCUGCUACUCCCUUCCACUGCAACCCCCCAUGCUCUCAUGCUCUCAUCUCAAGCUCAUCCACCCAUGCGCAUCUUCACUCCUGCUACUCCCUUCCACUGCAACCCCCCAUGCUCUCAUGCUCUCAUCUCAAGCUCAUCCACCCAUGCGCAUCUUCACUCCUGCUACUCCCUUCCACUGCAACCCCCCAUGCUCUCAUGCUCUCAUCUCAAGCUCAUCCACCCAUGCUCAUCUUGACUCCUGCUACUCCCUUCCACUGCAACCCCCCAUUCUCUCAUGCUCUCAUCUCAAGCUCAUCCACCCAUGCGCAUCUUCACUCCUGCUACUCCCUUCCACUGCAACCCCCCAUGCUCUCAUCUCAAGCUCAUCCACCCAUGCGCAUCUUCACUCCUGCUACUCCCUUCCACUGCAACCCCCCAUGCUCUCAUCUCAAGCUCAUCCACCCAUGCGCAUCUUCACUCCUGCUACUCCCUUCCACUGCAACCCCCCAUGCUCUCAUGCUCUCAUCUCAAGCUCAUCCACCCAUGCGCAUCUUCACUCCUGCUACUCCCUUCCACUGCAACCCCCCAUGCUCUCAUGCUCUCAUCUCAAGCUCAUCCACCCAUGCGCAUCUUCACUCCUGCUACUCCCUUCCACUGCAACCCCCCAUGCUCUCAUGCUCUCAUCUCAAGCUCAUCCACCCAUGCGCAUCUUCACUCCUGCUACUCCCUUCCACUGCAACCCCCCAUGCUCUCAUGCUCUCAUCUCAAGCUCAUCCACCCAUGCUCAUCUUGACUCCUGCUACUCCCUUCCACUGCAACCCCCCAUGCUCUCAUGCUCUCAUCUCAAGCUCAUCCACCCAUGCGCAUCUUCACUCCUGCUACUCCCUUCCACUGCAACCCCCCAUGCUCUCAUGCUCUCAUCUCAAGCUCAUCCACCCAUGCGCAUCUUGA